AUGGGUCCCCGAAGACCUAGUUCAGCGACAGAUGUCGACUCACGUAUGCCGUUCGCAUCGGCGGAGGCACUGCUAUGGGGGCUAGAGAUGAAACAACAGCACGCCCACUUGCUCACAGAGAUGCGAACACUUCAGAAGCAUCAUGAAGAAUACGAAGCCCGCAUCAGAUCUACCGAGCAUGUAGCAGAGGCUGCCGAAGCUGCUACGUCCAGGGUCCGCCACUUGGAGCAACAGCUCGCAGCGAUCGAAGCCGAAGACGACGAUAAGGCUUUCGAAAAGUGGGCAGCAGGCGAGAUGACACGGCUAGGUAUCUUUGUUGACACGAACAAGCACGUCAGACAGAAGCAGAUCGAGUUGGACGGCAUUGUUUCUCAUGCUGUGGACGAUCUCGAUAAGCUCAGACAGGUCCCCAGGGCACUGAAGGGUGUUCUUCGACGCCUUGAUCUUCUCGAGUCUGGUCGUAAUCAAGAUGCGCGUCGGAUCAAGAGCUUGGAGGAAGAAGUCACUCGGCUCAAAUCUACGCGACAGGAUGCCACCUCCAAGUCCAACACCGCUGGCCCACAGACCGUUUCCAGGCCUCAGCAAGGCAGUCUGACAUCCAUGACACCGUCUCGAUUACUCGACGCCGAAAUUGCCGAUGCAACAAGCGACACGGACGAUGAAGACCUGAUACUCAUGCCUGGGUUUGUACAUGAAGAGAUCCAAGUACCCCAGAGUCCAGAGAUGAGAGAGAAGAGACCAGUCGAUACGUCCAUUUCAGAUGUGCCUCCAGGUCAUCCAGUAAAGUCAGCAAGACAGAGACUGAUGCAGAGGCCUUCGAUCCACAACUCUAUGUUGCCGCAUCUGGCAGAGGAACAGAGACAAAUUCGAACACCUGCUCCAAGGCCUAGUCAACCAAUAUAUGCUGCUCCUGUUGCAACACAGCUGGUCCACCACAACCGCCCGACUUACCCUUCUCCCCCGAUUCCGGUCCCAGCCCCAGCUCCAGUGCCGGUUCCUACGCGAAAGCCUCGCCCACGUGCUAGAGUCGCCCCACCUCCAACACAGCUGACCGAUAAUGACAUUACAAGAAAGCGAAAGCAGCCCACGGAAGAGCCCCAGACUCAAAGGCUGACUCGUGCCCAAGCUAAGAGGAUUCAAGAACAGGAAGCUGAAGAGCGAAAGCCGCAUGUAACAGGUAUCGAAUCACUCCUCCCACCAACACAAUUAGUGGAGCCGGCUCUCUCAUCGCGCAAGAAGCAGAAGACUGUCCAUGAUCAAGGAUCAGAUGAUAUCAAGACCAAAUUCAUCACACCGAUUCGGCCAACCACCAGAGCUCCAGCAACCACAAAGCGCAAUGCUGCUGUAGGUAAGAGCAAGAGUACCGCGGUUGAACCCACUCAGUUGGUUACGAGAAGUCCUGCUAAGUCGAACGUACCUAAAGCCACCAUUCCACCUGCUAAGAGGAGGAAUCCUUCGCCAGUCCGACCGAGCGCUGUAAAGGAGGAGCAACAAAACUCACUCGUCGUCAUUCUACGCAGUCCACAGAAAGCGACGGGGAUUGAUCGUAGCGAGAGCGAUGAUAUGCGUACCACUGUGGCAGACAGAGCUAAGAUGUCACCUCGCAAAGUAGCAGCUGCGCCACUGUCACGUUCUAAGGCUAUUCCUAAGCCUUCGAGCACACGCAUUCCGGGCGGCCGGAGCAAGCCAGGCGUCGGGUCACUCGCUGAGAUUCUAGCAUCCUUCGGAAGGAAAUGAGCCUCAUUGAUUGCUCU
Molecule: messenger RNA, 1754 nt
Organism: Alternaria rosae
Lineage: Eukaryota; Fungi; Ascomycota; Dothideomycetes; Pleosporales; Pleosporaceae
Exons: 2
Coding region: 1-1737 (578 amino acids)
Source: RefSeq, a predicted model, not a curated record